UGUGCUGCCAGGUACCUCUAAAGACCCAAACCUGAUUUCUGUAAAGGGGAAAACUUUAUUUUGCCUUCUUUUGGUAUCCGAAAAACCAACAAACUAUCUCGUUGUGCUAGAAAUGAUUGCCAAAGUGAACAAAAUUAAUUGAUUGUAAAAUCUCACUCAAAAAAAAAACAAAAACAAUCAGCCACAUAACUUUGUUUUCUUAACCUCACGCUGAGAUGAUUGUAUCCAACGUUAGUUGCACUAGGGAUAAUAGCGCUUGGUGUGCAAACAGUAAUGAUGGCCACUUCGAGGCUGCGGCGAACCGUAAUAUGAGCCCUACUGGACAUCUGAUAGUGGCUGUGUGUCUGGGUUUUAUCGGUACCCUUGGAUUUUCAAACAACUUGCUGGUUCUUGUGCUGUUCUGCCGCUUCAAAGUGCUGCGAUCGCCCAUAAACCUGCUACUGCUGAAUAUUUCAGUCAGCGAUCUGCUCGUCUGUGUGGUGGGGACUCCUUUUAGUUUUGCAGCCAGCACGCAGGGACGUUGGCUAAUAGGGAAAACUGGAUGCGUCUGGUAUGGUUUUAUAAAUUCUUGUUUAGGUACCGUGUCUCUUAUUUCCCUGGCUGUGCUUUCCUAUGAGCGCUACUGUACAAUGAUGGGCACAACAGAGGCAGACGCCACAAACUACAGAAAAAUAGCCAUGGGCAUUUUGCUUUCCUGGGGCUAUUCUUUCCUGUGGACUUUACCUCCACUGUUUGGAUGGAGUAGCUAUGGCCCUGAGGGUCCUGGAACAACAUGCUCAGUAAACUGGUACGCUAAGGAUGCAAACAACAUCUCUUACAUCGUAUGCCUCUUUAUCUUCUGUCUUGUAAUACCAUUUUUGGUCAUAUGCUACUGUUAUGGAAAGUUGCUAUAUGCUGUCAAGCAGGUGAGUGGUGUUAAUACAGGCAUGGGACGAACACAGGAGAAGAGGGUCCUCCUCAUGGUGGUUACCAUGGUGAUCUGUUUCCUGCUGUGCUGGCUGCCCUAUGGGAUAGUCGCUCUUCUAGCCACAUUUGGGAAGCCUGGUCUCAUUACACCAGAGGCCAGCAUCAUCCCAUCACUGCUGGCAAAGACCAGCACAGUUGUUAACCCGAUCAUAUACAUAUUUAUGAACAAACAAUUCUACAGGUGCUUUCAAGCUUUUUUGACAUGCCAUAAACCUUCGUUCAUCUCGAGCUUCAGGAGCACCUCCAAGGCAACCAAGCUGGGUCGUAAAAGCAGAACGGUAGACCCCAACAACAUCACCGUCGCAGUGGCUUCUAUGGGUCGGCCAUCUAUCUUUAUUCAGAACCGGACAGAAAGCAAAGGUGAACAAGGAUUGUCUGUCGAGGGGUCAAAGCCUGUAGUGUCACUUGUUGCUCAUUAUAACGGCUGACAUGCAGUUGAAGGAACAUUUAACAAAAUCAUUGUCAAUAUCCCCGUCUGAAAACGGACAAAAAGGCACAGCAAUUAUCUGAAUGGUUCGAUACAGAGUUUGGAGAAGUAGCAAUUGAUUACACAACGUGUUCCUAAGUUAUUGAACAGCACCAAGAUCUUGUUGAAGAAGGUAAUGGAUUUUAUUUUUACAAGAUGAAAGCAAUUUGGUACUGCAGCUUGCCAGGAUGAAAAAGAUCCUACAAAGAAAAUACUAAGCUUUUUUUUUUCAGUGCUUGUAAAUACUGCAAAUAGAAAGGCAUUAAUGAGGUUUGUUUUACAAAUUAAACCAUUGCGUUGUGUAUAAUCCUGUAAAUAACCACUGCUAGAUAGAGGCUUUCAAACUUCCAAUUUGCCUUCUGCCUUCUGUAUUUAAUAAUGUUAAAAAGGGAAGGAUUUUAAAGAUGGGCUGUAUAGUAUGUCCAUACUUUAAUGUCCAUAUACUUUAUAACAAACACAGUCAUUUCAAUAUGUUUUGUCCACUUUUUUUCUGUCCAAAACAAAUAGAAUGAAUGUGUAUUACACUAUGUUUUUUUGUCAAUAAUGUUCAAUUGCGCAAACUGCUUGGUUAUACAUUGUUUUCUGUGAAAAUGUUAGUCAUUUGGUUUAAUUUACAAGCACCUUGCACCCGUAGACAAGUAUGAGCACAAUUGCUGAGGUGUUUAAAUUUUGUAUUAUUAUGCAAAGCAUGGUAAGUUGCAUCAGUAAAAUUGAUUAAAAAAAAACAAUAUCAAAGCCUUAUGUAUAACAGCAUUCCACCAACAUAAGUGUACCUGUCUGCUUGCACAAUGCUCAUAUUUGAGGGGCAUGGCAACAGCAUAUAACAGCAUAUUAUAUAAUGCAACAGCCAAUGAUGGGUGGAAUCACCAGUCACAAAGGGUGCAGAUUUGAUACAGAUAUAUAGAAACACCCUCCUGGACACAAAUAAUUACUGCAAGAAUACACACACUAGAAAACUAAACACAAGAAACUAUCAGUCACCCCUCAAAAGUAGCUUGAACCAAAUAGGUCCUGGUUGGAGAAGAUAGUCCUGGGCUGGAAGAGCCACAAGUGAGGGCCUGUCCUAUAGGUAUUUGCAAUCAGUCAUCUCCCCUUCAUUUUCUUACUGCUUGUAUUCUGCUUUAACAAAGGCCUAAAACAUUUGCACGUAUUUUUGAUAAUUCAGCUUUGAAUAAAAGGUCACUCUGCACGAAACAAAUAAUUUAGGGUAGAUGCUUUUACUACAGUUCAGCAUGAAUGAACCUUUCACAGUAAUCGUUGCUCUCGGCCAUUGUCACUAAUAAAAAAGCAUUGUUCUGAAGCGGUUUAAUUGCACUAAUGGAAUCAGUGUAAUGGUGAGAUACGGUUUUGAUUGUAAUUCUAUCCAUCAUGCUUGGCUAAAACAGGUAAUUAUAUAACUAAACCAGAAUAUUUUUAAACAGCAUUGAACGGUAGCAAACACACAUGCUAUGAAUUGUUUAAAUUCAUACUAAUUUCUGACCUCACAUGGCCAGAUGUUCAGUACUGGUAAUGAAUAAUACAUAUAAAAAAACAACUAACAUGUGUGGUAUUUUAAGUAUCUGCACCUGAUGGUGGGACUGGUUCAAUUAAACAAGUUAAAACAGGACAGGGGGAGCGCCAAGACUCUGUCUGUAAGAACCAACUUUGUAAAUGAUGUAAGAAUAGUUUACAAACACUAGAAAACUAGACACUGAGGAAAACAUAAAAUGUGUAAAUAUACAAAUUAGAUUUAAUAAUCAUUUAAAGUUAGAUGGCCAAAAUGAGACCUUCCAAGAUUUUUUGUGAAUCUUAAUAUAUAUUGUUUACGGUAUUAUGCUAGCAAUUAUGUUUUUACUGUGUGGUGAAAUGUAUCCAAACGAUAUCUGACAGCUACAAUGAGCUGCUGUUUUUGUGUUAGUCAGUGUGUGUACUGUAGCAAGCAAAACAUGUUAUGUAAAAUGAUAAUGUGCUAUAAAUGUUAAAAUGUGUAUUCUGAAAAAUAUAUGUUUUAAAAAAGG
Messenger RNA from Acipenser ruthenus (sterlet), 3429 nucleotides. RefSeq names its product vertebrate ancient opsin-like. Gene Ontology annotation, cellular component: membrane; photoreceptor outer segment. The transcript has 4 exons. The record is from RefSeq and is a predicted model, not a curated record. Gene Ontology annotation, biological process: G protein-coupled receptor signaling pathway; visual perception. Gene Ontology annotation, molecular function: G protein-coupled receptor activity. NCBI's taxonomy places the organism in Eukaryota, Metazoa, Chordata, Actinopteri, Acipenseriformes, Acipenseridae. Bases 216 to 1394 code for a protein of 392 amino acids.